AUGUCGGAUCUUUCCUUUUACGGUGGUUUACAAACCGAGAAAGAAUUGGCGUCUUAUGUCUAUGUUUCGUGCAGCGCGGUAAGGCUUGCCGCACAAAUUUCAACAUGCAUGCGAUUCGAAGGCUGGAUGGCGGGGAUCUACACAAUCGCCAUAUCCUUCACUUCACUGCUUUUCACAUUGCGAGUGAGAGCGAUAUUUAAAGGGGACAAAUGUGUCACCACGUUCUUUGGAUUCCUAUGGCUGGUCGUGGUCGGGACAGCGGCGAUGACAACUCAGUCUGUGACCGUGGUCCGCAUAGGAUCAACAGGAUAUUGCAUCAGCGAGCACGUCGCAGGUUACGUGACGAGCGCGGCGGUUGCCCCACUCGUCAACGAUACUCUGGUUUUCCUGGCCAUUUCGUGGCGCCUGAUGCAGAACUCGGUGGUCGGGGAGAAGCAUAGGUUCCGCCUUCGGGCCAUGAUUCUCGGCCAACGCAUGCCUUCAUUGUCCCAUGCAUUGUUGAAGGAUGGUCAGAUUUAUUACCUGUGA
Messenger RNA from Psilocybe cubensis, 528 nucleotides. RefSeq lists its product as uncharacterized. Bases 1 to 528 code for a protein of 175 amino acids. NCBI's taxonomy places the organism in Eukaryota, Fungi, Basidiomycota, Agaricomycetes, Agaricales, Agrocybaceae. The record is from RefSeq and is a predicted model, not a curated record. The transcript is spliced from 2 exons.